Photinus pyralis (common eastern firefly) is the source of this 2158-nucleotide messenger RNA. RefSeq names its product neprilysin-2-like. The record is from RefSeq and is a predicted model, not a curated record. The coding region runs from base 66 to 2132 and encodes 688 amino acids. Lineage: Eukaryota; Metazoa; Arthropoda; Insecta; Coleoptera; Lampyridae. Gene Ontology annotation, molecular function: metalloendopeptidase activity. Gene Ontology annotation, biological process: protein processing. Gene Ontology annotation, cellular component: plasma membrane. The transcript is spliced from 8 exons.
UUGCAAGCAAGGACAUACUUAACUAUAUCAUAAUUAAGUACUGCAGUUGUCCAAUCUAAGUUAAGAUGCCUGAAAGAAAAUCGAACAAGUAUAAACUAUUAUUAUACAUUUUACCUCUCGGACUGGUGUUAAUGGUACUUUCCAUUGUUGCUAGUAGAUUAGCGCAUGAACAUCCGACGUGUCAAACGCAACUGUGCAUUUCUGCCGCUCAUGAGAUAAUUAGCUCAAUUGAUCCAAAGGUAGACCCGUGCGAGGACUUCCUUACGUUCGCCUGUGGAAAUGCCAUACGAAAAGGGCGUGAAAGGAAACUUGUCAAAAUUAAGCAAGAAAUAAAAACCGACCUAGACACUUUAAUGGAAGGCCGAGUUGGUGCCGACGACAACGUCUCGGUAAAAAGGCAGAAGAAUCUUUUCCAAGUUUGCAUGAACGAAACUGGCUCAGAGGAAGAGUCGUUGGAUGCUUUUAGAAUGUUACUGUCAAAUUUCAAUGGUUGGCCGGUUGUUGUUGGUGAUCAUUGGGACGGGAAAUCGUUUGACUGGAUAUCAACAACAUAUAAACUGCGAGCAUAUGGACUGCUGUACGUCUCCUUCUUGGAUUUUGGAAUUGAUCCGGACCCUGUGAAUGGGUCACGGUACCUGCUUCAUAUCAAAGAACCAUUCGUAGUCGCUCCUGAAGAAGAGCACAAAAUUUCGUAUGUAAAUUUCAUGAUAGCCAGCGUGGUUACUUUUGGUGCAAACAGAGCGCUGGCCAAAAAGGAAAUGUCGGAAGUGUACGAGUUUACAACGAAGCUUUACCAUGUCACCACCGAGAACGACUGGGAUACCAUCGACGACAUAAAGGACAGUAGACAUUCUGUAAAAGAUUUUCAAGCCAAAAGUAAUCGUACAGAUUGGCUAAAACUAAUUCGGCAAAUUGUGGAGCUUGGUGAAGACGACCAUGUUUUAUUUCCAAAACCCAAGUUUGUCAACGCACUAUUUAAUUUACUAAACUCCACGCCCAGAAGAGUUCAAGCGAAUUAUCUCUUCUGGAACCUUUACGAGUCUCUGGUGCACUUCUUCCCCCAACGUUUUCGACAAUUGGAACAGAACUACAAUUGCCAAACCGCGCCCUCUACCGUCCCAAAGACACGUGCCGAUUUUUGUCGACGCAUUGUGCAACUCAGCUUCGAUGUAAUCCCAACAGACAUGCUUUACGCCAAACAAAAGAUGACAGGAGAGUUAAAAUCGAGCGUAGAAGAAAUGGUGAAGAAUAUCAAAGUAGAAAUUAUCGCUCUUCUAGAACAUUCGGGCUGGAUGGAUGAAAUAAGCGUUGACAUGGCCGUACGAAAAGUGAAUGCAGUCACUAGCGUCAUAGGUCUAAGUGAAGAUCUCGACAUCGUCAAUCAACGUUACAGUAACAGUACCUUGCAAGUUAACGGAGACAGUGGUUGCCUUUUGAAUGUUUACCUGGAAAGCAGAAGGGCACUCACUGACACAAUGUACGCGCGCAUUAACACAUUCACAUACAAUCACGAAUUAGAUAAGUUCGCUAAUAGUGUAAACGCCGCGUAUCUUCCGGAAUUGAACAUAAUAGUACUCCACGCUGGAAUUUUACACGACGACAUUUUCCAUCCCCACCAAAAGAGUUAUCGCAACUAUGGAAUGUUAGGUUCGAUCAUUGGUCAUGAGCUAGCUCACGCGAUUUCAGAUGGAAGCCUUUGGACGAAUGAGACGAAAAGUUCAUACGAAAGAGUGGCGAAGUGUUUCUUGGACCAAGUGGAUAAUUUCAAACUUCAAGGCACCACAUUUCAGAUGAACGGAACCCGUACGUUAGAAGAAAACAUAGCCGAUGCUGUGGGAGUGAAGGCCUCUUUCAACGCCUAUCGAAAGUGGGUGAUCAAACAUGGGAAUGAACGGCGGUUAGUUGGACUGGACUAUACCCCAGAUCAGCUAUUUUGGAUUUCGGCAGUGUCUCAAUACUGCUAUAAACUCAGCGACAAGCAGCUGGGACAGGUUUUGAACCGCGAUAAUCACGCUUUAAACAUAUUUAGAGCAGUGAACCCUUUGAGAAAUAACAAAGACUUUGCGUCUGCAUUUAAGUGUUCCUUGGGAUCGAAAAUGAAUCCAAAUGUUCAAUGUAAAGUGUAUGGAUGAGAUUUUGAUGGGUGGGAAGAAGUGAA